CAAGAGGCCCCCAAGAUGGCCUCCGCAGCCAUUUUGGCUCAAGUUGGGGCUCAAGCGCCUUCGGGUCAAGAUCUGUUGCGCGUGCCCUCUGAUCUACUUAAUUGCACCGAUUCGGCGCUUAUCAUUGCAAACAAUGGACUCGUUCGCGAGGCGUGCUUCGUCUCAGUGCUUUCACAGCGAUGAGUAUUUUGAGACCUACACGAACCCUCACCCAUUCGACCAAGCAUCAGGUGGCAUGUGUACGUCGUUGCCCAGUUGGGGCUUUCUGCCCACCAUGCAGCCGGUCACCAUGCAGUCGCUGCUUGCCCGGCAGGAAAACCACCCCAUGUUGCAGUCGAGCGGCGGCAAAUCGUGGAAUACUGUUGACGAGUACGACGACCCACGCGGGCGUCGGCGGGCAGAAAUCCAAAGCAGCAACCCAUCCGAACACGCGCAGGAUUCAGCCCAGUUGGGCCCUGGCGGCGCCCCCUCGGCGGCCGAUGCGCAGCUGCCAUCUCGGCCUUGAGGCGUUCUGCUGCUCCUUGGCCAGUCGCUGCCGCGCAGGCAGGAAGACCACCCCAUUUUGCAGUCGAGCGGCGGCGAGUCAUGGAAGACCUUUGACGAGUUCGACCACCCGCGCGGGGGCGCUCUGCCACCCCUGGCGCUCCAGCAAUCACCACGCUCAUAAUCCGCAACAUCCCGAUGUCUGUGACGCAGCGUGACCUGCUGGACCUCAUCGACAGGGCUGGCUUCGAGAACCGCUACGACUACGCCUACAUGCCGACAACUUUUGAUAGUGGCACCACUAGAGGAAUCUCAUUUGUGAAUUUUGCCACCUCAAGCGACGCCCGCGAGUUUUCCGUCUUGUGGAACGGAUCGCGACUGACUGGAGUUGCCGGUGCUGGAACCAGCGGGACCGUGAUCGAGGUCACCGCGUCGGCGACGCAGGGCUACUCGGAGAACGCCGGGAUAAGGAAGGCGAGCCGGCUGCGCCGCAUCAGGAACCCCAAGUUUCACGUUUCACCCCUUCAUCGCCCCGAGGCCAGCUGCCUGAUGAACGCGCGGUUGACAUUUUCAUUGGAUGUGCGGGGUGUGGGGGAUGGGGGAGCGCGCGGGAGGCCAAGGAGGACGAGGACGAGGACGCGGGCACCGCGCAGCGCGCCCCGGAGCGCGCCAGUUGGCGGCGACGGGCCGUCGCCACCACGAGCUGCCCCCCUAGCGGGCAGCCCAGCCAGGCCGCGCGAUCAAGGCGGGCCAUGUGCAGAGAGAGAUGUUUUUAGUGCGCUCGCUUGAAUCUCGAACUUGCACGCAGCCGUGAAUCAUCAUCGGCGGCAGAGCUUCACGUAGUUUCGCAUUUGCUAGAUCAGUAUUCAGUAUGAGAAGUUUCAAUGUUUCUAAAUGGGAAGCUUCCCUGGCUUCAUAAGCCCGAGGUGCUAAUUUCGAGGGCCCGGGUGCCUGAUGCAUCCGCGACCGAUUGGAAAUACCUGGUCGGCCGGCCGUGCCCUUCCCACUGACCUUGUUUUGCUCAACUUAUUAUCAUCGAGGGUUUUUUUCAUGUCAGUCUUUGCUCCACGCUUUCGUGCGGGGGCUGUGCCCAUUGCCUUCCAUUGUUCAUUGAGUACCCUCCCGCUCCAGCGGCCGUGCGUUCAGUGCGUGGCACCGAAAUCUUCGGAGACCAGCCAGCGCUCGGCUGCAGCAGGCGUGUUUUUGUAAUUCUGCCCACGUCGCAGGGCCGAACACAGGCACUCGAAGCCUUGCACCACUUCUGGGCGCGUGGCACUCGCUGGCGCCUUCACACUCCUCCACUCCUGGCCCCCCCC
This is a messenger RNA of Prorocentrum cordatum, 1799 nucleotides long. NCBI's taxonomy places the organism in Eukaryota, Dinophyceae, Prorocentrales, Prorocentraceae. The record is from the annotation of a GenBank genome assembly.